This is a messenger RNA of Botrytis sinoallii, 2091 nucleotides long. RefSeq lists its product as uncharacterized. Bases 257 to 1780 code for a protein of 507 amino acids. Lineage: Eukaryota; Fungi; Ascomycota; Leotiomycetes; Helotiales; Sclerotiniaceae. The record is from RefSeq and is a predicted model, not a curated record. The transcript has 3 exons.
UUAGCUGAUUAGCCAGAAUCUUUCAACUUCAGUAUCUGGGCAUGAAUAAUAAAUGUCUAAAUAAUCCUAGUACGACACCGCUGUUUCUCGCCUGAAGCCUAGAACGGACCACUUCAUCCAUCCACUUUGACAAAUCUCAAACCAACAAUCUCAAAGUUCUUAUGCUCACCUCAUUCGACAUAAGCAUUCAACAAUUACUAUAAAGUCGCCUUGAAAGAGACCAAAUGUCUAAUUUAUAAUUGAACAACAACUUACCAUGUCGGCUCCUACUUCCCCGCACUUUAGAAGCUCAGAUUCGCCAUCCCCCAAAUCUCCCCUUUCACCAAAUAUUUCUGCGCCAACAAAUUCGGACUAUUUUUCUUCUCGAAAGCUUAGAUCUAUCACAGAGCAUGUCCAAUAUGAUCAUCCGCCUAACCAACGGGUAAACUCGAUGUCGAGCAUAUCCUUCAGAGGGGGUUCGAGAGGUCCGCGGCCCUUGAAAGACGGGAAGGGAGGUAAAGGAAAGAAGACGCUGACUCGUCCUCGUCUGAGGGGCUCGAGUCCACCUCCUCCACCAAAGUUUAAAGGAAAAGUCUCAUUCGAUAGCAUUGGAUCGCUAUCAGAAGACACAGAGAGGAAUACAAGAAGUUACACUCAGAACUCUAAACAUGAAGGAUAUCAAUACAAACGAUCCUCGAGGACUUUCAUGGUCGGCAUAGACGAGAAUUCCUAUUCGGAUAUCGCUUUACAAUGGAUGCUAGAGGAGCUCGUCGACGAUGGAGACCAAAUUAUCUGCUUAAGGGUUGUUGAUAAAGAUUCGAAGUUGAUCACUGACAGAGCCCUGGAGAUCAAGCAAUAUCAGCAGGAUGCGAGAGAACUACUAGAUGCGAUACAAAAGAAGAACGAUGAUAAUAAAGCUGUCAGUAUUGUACUGGAGUAUGCCAUAGGCAAAGUCCAUACAACUUUUCAAAAGAUGAUCCAAAUUUACGAACCUGCAAUGCUCAUCGUUGGAACUCGGGGGCGAAGUCUUGGGGGGUUCCAAGGUUUGAUGGGAAACAGAAACUCGUUCUCAAAAUGGUGCUUGCAGUAUUCGCCCAUACCAGUCGUUGUCGUAAGACCCACGGAUAAAAGGUUAAAGAAGAAGCAAAAACGAGAUGCAGAUCCGGCACGUCAAAGUUACACUCGCAUUUUACAAGAGAGUGGGGUUAGCGGACAUGAAACGUCAAUCGUUGCAAGCAAUCUCGAGAGUGCAACUGGUCCCCUUAUUGAAGCGCACGCGGUAGCAGCUGCUCUUGGUUUACCAGCGGAAUUUGAUCCCACAUUGACGCCAUUUACCCUUGAAGGCAGCCGACCUCUCAAAAAGACAGAUUCCGGUAAGAGCGAAGCGACAAGCACCAGUGGGUUUGAUUCUCGACCUCAGAGUCCGGAGAUGAUUGUGAAGAGUCCUAGAUCUGCACAGCUUGAUAGUCCCAUCAUGAGCGGGGAUGAUUCUAGUGAGGGAGAAGGGGAUGAUGAUGAAGGAGAAUUCGAGGCAGUGCCUGGACACUUGUUACUUGGCAACGACGAUAUCCCUCAGCCAAACCCAGAAAUUGAGAAGAAGAAAAAGCUUCAUGAGAUGGAGCUCGAAGAGGCAAAAGCUCUAGGCCGAAAAUCUUCUACUGGCUCUACUGACAGCGUUGAUCCAGAUGGUAGAGGCGAGGGGAAUCGACUAGCCGGCCCGGGCGAAUCUUUAUACGGAAUAUCGAAUGGCGAAUAUCACUCUUACGAAAAUGCUCUGUUAUUGAUACCUUCCUUUAUUUAGCUUAAGUUAAUUUGCUGACUUUUGGAAUUGCUCGCACUCGGGCCAAGCUUGUAUUGGGUAAGUGGGAGAUACGACGGAGAGGAGGGGAUGGAUGAACUUUAUGAAUGAAAUGAAUGUUAUGACAGCAAUGACGAGGGCAUCAGGUUAAAUUCGGGAUGGGAAUGGGUAAAGGAUCGCAUCCAUGCUUCGGUAUAUGCACAAUUGGGAGGUUGCACAGCUGGCCAUGAUAUGAAGGAAGGGCAUAUCGGUAGGAGUUUUUGGUCUUUUUCCUCUAAUACAAGCGACACUUUUAAGUUAUGAACAUCAUCCUU